Anneissia japonica is the source of this 2737-nucleotide messenger RNA. RefSeq names its product sushi, nidogen and EGF-like domain-containing protein 1. Bases 123 to 1694 code for a protein of 523 amino acids. Gene Ontology annotation, molecular function: protein binding. The transcript has 11 exons. Lineage: Eukaryota; Metazoa; Echinodermata; Crinoidea; Comatulida; Comatulidae. The record is from RefSeq and is a predicted model, not a curated record.
GUAACCGGUUCGGUUGGAAUUGCGAAUAUAAAUGUACAAGAAGACGACAUAACCCGAAAGAAACCUGCCAUUAUCAGUUUUGUCUUCCAGACCCGUAUGGAUGUGAAUGUUCGACGGGAUUAAUGGGAACGAACUGUGAUACAUCUUGCGUAGCGGGAAAAUUUGGAGCGGGAUGUACACAAAGAUGCAAUUGUGCAUCUGGAACCUGCGAUCCCUUCACUGGUAAAUGUGGAGAUGGCUGUAUGACGUCAUUUAGUGGCGCGUUUUGCCAAGUCCCAGCCGUAUGUCCCAUUGGAUACUACGGACCAUUGUGUUCUUUAAAAUGUCACUGUAAGGAUGACGUUAGUUGUGACUCGCAUGGAGCGUGUAGCAACGGCCAAUGUGCGCUUGGAUACACUGUUUACAAAAAUGGAAGCUGUGAAUCAUGUCGGUAUAGCUCCUUCGGUGCAGACUGCAACGAAACCUGUAAUUGCCCAGAAGUCUACUGUCAUUUUGAGAAAGGCUGCUAUGGAAAGUGCUUUGUUGGCUGGCUCGAGCCAACUUGUAACACAGAGUUACCUGUAUAUUCUGGAAGGCCGAUCAUAGAUGAAACAAAUGAUACCUCAGUAAUAGUAAGGUGGAGACCAUGGGACACAGAUUUCGGGGAUAGAGGUGACGGGCCCGUCAUUGGUUACGUGAUCUUCUAUAAAAAAUCACAUGACCGCGAUUGGAGCGACCGUAUUGACAGUACAAACGUAUCGACACAAUUCACAGUGAAGGGUUUGGCGUCAAAUACAGAAUACGAGUUGUCCAUAGCAGCUGUGAGGCCAGGAAUUGGUGGGCAAGGCAGGCCGGGAACGAUUGUUGGAUUUAAAACUAGAUGCUCUUGUCCUUCAGCACUGGACUCCCCAAUCAUAUUUACAGAAUCACCAAAGCAGAUGAUCAUUAAUUGGUCGACACCAUCUGAUGAUAAUGUCACGUGCCCUUUGACCCACUUCAACAUCUUCUAUUUUGAAGUUGGCUCUGACAGCCGUAGAAGUCAUGUGAUUUCUGACGUAAACACUACAACACUGACUAUAAAUAAUAUGAAGACUUACACGCAAUAUGCGGUGGAAAUUAGUUCAUCUAACAAAGAUUGUGAAGGUCCCAAGUCAUCAACAAAAGGAUUUACAUCUGAAGAAAAAGCAGCGCCUCCUAUCGUCGCUAUAGUUGACUCAUCUCCUAUUAAUCUACAUAUUGGAACUAAUAAUCUCGGUAUCUUUGGGAACAUCAAGUAUUUCAACAUCAGAUACAGACAAGAUACCACUGGCGAUUCUAACUGGAUAUCUGAUGAGUUGCCUCCAACACGUGAUGGUUCGGCUAUCUGGAUUGGACAUCAUCUCACCCAAGACAAACUCUACAAUUUUAAGGUGAGUGUAGAAAACGGAGUCGGUUCUGGAAAAUGGUUUGAAUUCGCAGUUACUCUAAAAGACAAAGGCAAAGAUACACAAUGGUCAUCUAGUUUUCUAAUUGUUGGCUUUGUUUUACUGAGUAUCUCAGUUUUCGUCAACAUAGCAUGUUGUCGCCGAGUUAAACUCACAUCACGCAAAUUGAACCAACGCAUGUGCAUCAGCCAAGACAUCCAGCCCAAGUCAACAAACGAACACAUCUACGAGACGACGUUGCAAAAUACCAAUGAUUCAUCGAAUAUUUACAUGACUGCUAUUUUUAAAUAAAUUCUCGUCUGGAGAACUUAAACAAAGCUAAGCGUCACCAAGUGAUCGACGAUCUUGUCAUCAGAAAGUGAGACAACCCCACAUUAAAUACCAAUUUUAAAGUCAGCCUUUAUUUAUCCAGCUGCCUUUUGAAAAUAUAGUUGAAACUUUUACGCAAUGUGCCCGUCGUUCAAUUGCCAAAUAUUAGAAUCUAUUAUAACUUACAGUAACAUUAAUUUUUAUAGCCACAUUAUUCAUCGCAUACAAUGAAAAAUUAUUGGUCUUUCUGAUUUAUUAAUCAAUUUAUUACUUAUUUAUUUGAACUAUAUGAGGGUGAACCAUCCAGGAAAGCUAAUCAUUUGGGACCCUGAACAUGUAACAAGCAAAUUACAGAAAACAUCUUAACUACAAAUUUAAAUCUAAAUUUAAAUCAGAAUCAGAAGAUAAAAUAUAAAACCUUAAUACAAACAUUAGUAAAAUUUAAUACAAAACUAAAAUGUAAAAUGCAGAUAUUGCAAAAGCCAAUAGUUUUUAGAUUUAAGUUCAAAUAAGAAAUUAAAUACUGUAUAUACAUACGUAUAGGAAUAUACUCAAGAUGCAAUAUACAUUAAACUUUAUCGUCAAACAAUGAAACAAUAAAAGGAAAUUGAUUGUAACGCAUGGGCGUCGAUCGGUGGGGACAGGGGGACACGUCACCCCCACUUUUCAAAGUAGGGGGAGGGGGACAUCAUAUCGAUUGUGCCCCCACACUUUUCACCAAUCUUCUAUAAUUAAAACCCCACUUUUAAAAGUGUAUGGAAAGAAUAAUAAUUACGCAUGACUCAUGAAUUUUGCCUGUUCACUUUUCCAAGUACGGUACAUAUUUUCCGGACCAAAACUGAGUAAAAACACAAUUGUUUAUACUUUUCAUAACCAUCUCAGAAACACUUGAUCGAUUUCAUGGGUGCAGCGGUUAUCAGAGGCUAAAUUUAUUGUGAAAACAAUGUACUUAACGUUGUUAAAAUUGGAAGCGUGUAUACUUAUUAGGCCAAUGUUUUUACAAACUCAAAAGUGCACAAUUUCUA